Colletotrichum higginsianum IMI 349063 is the source of this 747-nucleotide messenger RNA. RefSeq names its product AflT/aflT/transmembrane protein. Lineage: Eukaryota; Fungi; Ascomycota; Sordariomycetes; Glomerellales; Glomerellaceae. Gene Ontology annotation, molecular function: transmembrane transporter activity. The record is from RefSeq and is a predicted model, not a curated record. Bases 1 to 747 code for a protein of 248 amino acids. Gene Ontology annotation, biological process: transmembrane transport. The transcript has 4 exons.
AUGCCUCUACACCAACGUCCGCAACUCACGGCCGCAUUCGACACGGCCGCCGGGAUCUCCCAGUACAUUUCCCUACCGAUUGACGACGUCUUUGUCGAAAAGGCUACUUGGUGUAUGAUACGCCUCUUUUUACGCUGGGAUGGCGGAACUGAGUACUCAUGGGGUAACUGGCGCACCAUUCUGUGUUGGUGCAUUGGCAUUGACCUCCUUGCAUUUUCAACAUCAUUGGCCUUGGCUACUGUCAUUUCAGGGUUUCUGGCCUCUGAUCAGUACGGCCGCUCUCUCCGUUUCCACAACUCUUCAAGCUCUAAUACCUGCCUCAGGAUCGUUUCGGUCAUCUUCAUGGGAACAGGCAUCGGCUUGAGUGGACAACAGACCCCAAUAGCUGUCCAGACCGUGUUUGAGGGCCGUGACGUGGCUCCGGCCACUUCUCCUCUGAUCGCCCUCCAGAGUCUGGUUAGCACCGUGUUUCUCGCCGUCAUCCAAGACAUCUUUCACUCGCGGCUUAUGUUCGCUCUCCACCGAAACGUUCCCAGUGUAGACUCGGUGCUCACCGUUGAUUCAUCCAAGAUUGUGGGUUCGAUGCGGAGGAUCUAUCCGAAUUUCGUGGACGGAAUCAUCAAAUUUCACAACACGGCAAGCACAGCACUCCGUGACGUGUUUUUGAUCGCCACCGUCCUCGGAUGUUUGACAAUUUUUGGAUGCGUCUUCAUCGAGUGGAAGAGCGUCAAGAGAAAAGAGCCGUAG